This is a messenger RNA of Rubroshorea leprosula, 872 nucleotides long. The record is from the annotation of a GenBank genome assembly. NCBI's taxonomy places the organism in Eukaryota, Viridiplantae, Streptophyta, Magnoliopsida, Malvales, Dipterocarpaceae.
AUAAUUAUAUCAAUGCUAUAUAAAAUGUUAUCAAUUUAUCAAAUUCAAAAGUUUGCAGUAAAAGCUGCAAAUUUUUAAAUUACGUAUUCUACUAACAACUAGGUGGUUGGAUUUUGGUUAUUCCUACUCUAAUAUCGUUUCCACAAAUUUUGGUCAUGUUGGUAAUGAAAAUUGAUCGAUUGGCAAACUUGCUGGACUAUGAUUCACUUUAUUCUGCAAUUGAGGGAUGCUGUGGUGUCUUCCAUUUUGCAAGUCCACUUCCCACCACUGCUGUACAGAAUCCUAAGGUUGAACUGAUUGAGCCCGCAGUUAAAGGCACACUUAAUGUACUUAAAGCAUCUCUUGCGGCUGGAGAUGAGACCUGUUGGUCAGAUAAGGAAUUACAGAAAAAAGUGGAGAACUGGUACGGUCUCACCAAAACAGAAGCAGAAAGUGCAGCUUUAGAUUUUGCAAAAACAAGUGGGCUUGAUGUUGUGACUGUCUGUCCAACUCUUGUUUUAGGGCCAAUGCUGCAAUCCACAUUGAAUUCAAGUAGCAUGUUUCUCAUAAGGCUGUUAAAAGAGGGCUAUGAAUCGAGGGAGAACAAGCUGCAAAAGAUUGUGGAUGUGCGCGAUGUUGCUGAAGCAUUACUUCUUGCAUAUGAAAAACCUGAGGCUGAAGGGAGAUACAUAUGUGUGGCACACAUGUUGAUGGCCACGGAUUUGGUGGAGAAGCCAAGGAGCAUUUAUCCUCACUACAAUUAUCCUAAAAGUUAAUUAAGUCACUAAGUUCGUUGCUUUUGCUCUACUGAAAGGAACCUUUCUUGUCUAGUAUUAGUUAUUUAUUAUCAGUUGUAUUAGGAUUUGUUUGUUAGAUAAACACUUGAUGAGACC